This is a messenger RNA of Brienomyrus brachyistius, 5627 nucleotides long. RefSeq names its product volume-regulated anion channel subunit LRRC8E. The coding region runs from base 797 to 3274 and encodes 825 amino acids. The transcript is spliced from 3 exons. NCBI's taxonomy places the organism in Eukaryota, Metazoa, Chordata, Actinopteri, Osteoglossiformes, Mormyridae. The record is from RefSeq and is a predicted model, not a curated record. Gene Ontology annotation, molecular function: protein binding.
UUCCUUUUACUUCUAGUUCUUGCGAAGUUUAUUAUAAGUCUUAAAAGUAGUCUUGUUUUCAUUUUCAGUUUCACGCCUUUAAUGCCUCCCAUCAUAAAUGCACAGCCAUUGGACCAGCAAAGGGUGCACCAUCUUAAGUUACAGCUAGUGGUUACAAAGCCUUCAUAUGAAUUUCCUUAUUUAUUCGUUCACUUUGCCCGGUUCUAACCAUAUGAAUAGAAUAUGAAAUGUGAAAUAUGCAUUUACUGUUUCAGGCAAAGCUUAUUUUCCGCGAAAUGUCCGGCGGUAUUCCUGUAUCUGGUUCGGUGUGAUCGUUUUGGUUGUUGGUUGUGUUCUAAGUACAGCGAAAUUCCUGUAAUCGAGAGAUGAGGGAGACGUGUUGUAUUCGAUUGGGGUUUACAGACGAAUACUUAAUGUUAUGAGAUAUGUAAUGUUUUAUCCAACUAAAAAAACAUUUGCAGCAGUCAUUUUGGAUACGUGCCAAUAAUAUAUUAUACUUUUUAAAUGUAAUUUUAUUUUAUAGGUUCUAGGUAAUUCGUGUUCAGUUCAGGCCACGGAAUGUAAAUGCAUAUUUAAUCUAAAUGAGGGUAUCUGCCCUCUUGUAAUUUUUAGGGUGACUAAGCACGUUUAUUCACUCAAGGGCUUUUUCCAUUCCUCUACUAUCCAACUCUUUCUCUCAGCGCUGACACAAAAAGGAAGUGAUUACCUCCUACUCAGCAGUAUUUUGUUUUUCUCUCAGAUCCAGCUCUCUCACAACUCCUCCUUAUUUUCUUUCUUCUCCACUGUUCCAGUGUUCAUGAUGAUCCCUGUAGCAGACUUCCAGAAGCUGGCCUCAGACCAUAACCCCCAGUUCCGUGCUCUGAAGCCUUGGUGGGAUGUGCUCACAGAAUAUCUGUGCGUAGCCAUGCUGAUGAUGGGUGUAUUUGGUUGCACGCUUCAGCUAACCCAGGACAAGAUCUUCUGCCUCCCGAGCCGCCCGUCUUCUGAAUCCCCUGAAGAAGUUAGAUGUAGCCAGCCGGCAGAACGUUCUGGAACGAGCCAGCCGGCAGAACGUUCUGGAACGAGCCAGCCGGCAGAACGUUCUGGAACAAACAGCGUGUGGAAGGACACUGACACCAAGGAUCAUAACUUUACAUCGCAUGAAAUGUUUGGCCGAAAAAAUCACCUGGACAUUCACCAGUAUGUCUUCGUUAACAAUUACUGCUACGAGACAGCUGUGCACUGGUAUGGUAAAUAUUUUCCCUACCUAGUGGUGGUGCAGACUAUGCUAUUUAUGAUUGCCAGUAGCUUCUGGUUCAAGUUUCCUGGGACCUCAUCCAAGAUUGAACUAUUUGUCACCAUCCUGGGAAAGUGCUUCAAUUCCCCCUGGACUACGCGGACAAUCAGUGAGGUGUAUGAGGAGGGUGGUGAGGAGAGCUUAGUCAUGUGGAAGAGGAAUAUAAUGUCAGUAUCUGAUAGAAAAGAGAGCCUGAUUGAGGAUGGUGAGAAUGUUCACCUGCUUAAAUCAGCCUCUUUUAAAUCCAACCAAGAGAAAAUGGCUCCUGAACAAAAGUCACCUUUAUCCCUCUUGGACAAGAAAGAAGGAGAGCAAGCUAAAGCUCUGUUUGAAAUAGUGAAGAAGCUCCGUAUACAUAUAGAGGAAGGUGACUUGUUGUACCGGAUGUACGUGCUGCAGACCUUCAUUAAAAUGUUAAAGUUUGUCGUCAUCACUGUAUACAGUGCCUUCCUGGUACCUAGUAUUCAGAUUGUGGUAAAAUGCUCAGUUCCCAAAGAGGUGACGGGUUUUGACAUCUACUGCUGCAACUAUGUCAAAGCCCACCUGUUUUCCAAGUUGGCCUAUUGCUAUAUCUGCUUUGUUGGCGUGUACGGCCUACUGUGCAUCUAUACCCUGUACUGGCUCUUCCAUCGGCCGCUCAAAGAAUAUUCCUAUGAAAAUGUACGUUUGGAGACUAGCAUCAGUGAUAUUCCUGAUGUCAAAAAUGACUUUGCCUUUCUGCUGCACCUCUGUGACCAGUACGACCCCUUGUACUCCAAGAGGUUCUGCAUGUUCCUGUCUGAAGUCAGCGAGAGUCGGUUGCGGCAAGUCAACCUUAAUCACGAGUGGACUGUGAGUAAGCUUCGGAAGUGCCUCUCCAGAAAUGCCAGCAAAAGGCUCGAGCUGCACUUGCUGGCUCUCCCAGGACUGCCGGAUACCGUCUUUGAGGUCCCAGAGGUGGAGUCCCUCAAACUGGAGCUGAUGAACGACAUCAUCAUCCCAGACAGUAUCUUCCAGCUCAUGUUCCUCCAGGAGCUCAGUCUGCUUCAUUGCCCAGUCAAGUUGAAGCUGAAGGCGCAGAACCACCUCCGAGAGCACCUCAAGGUACUGCGGCUCACUUUCAGAAGCCCGGAACAGAUCCCUCCUUGGGUAUAUACACUUUUAGACCUGGAGGAACUGCACCUCACGGGACCCCUGACCCAAAGCACCUCCCUCGAAGACCUGAGUAAGCUCAGAAAUCUGCGGUUUCUGGCCCUCCGCAGCCGGCUCUCCAAAAUCCCAUUGAGUGUGGGGAAUAUUGGGUGGCUACACAAACUCGCCAUUCACAACGAGGGCAGUCCAUUGCGUGCUUUCCACAGCCUUACAAAGCUGACUGACCUGACCUCCCUAGAGCUGGUGGGCUGUGACCUGGAACGCAUCCCCAGAACCGUCCUUGGCCUGACUAAUCUACAGCAGCUGGACCUGAGGGAGAAUAAGUUGAUGACGAUUGAAGAGAUCCUCAGCCUGCAGCACUGUCGGCACCUGGUCACCCUCCGAUUGUGGCACAAUGCCAUCCUGUACAUCCCUGAGCAUAUCAAUAAGCUUGUCUCCCUUGAGACACUCAAUCUCAGCUGGAAUAGGAUUCGCAGCCUCCCAACAGGGCUUUUCUACUGCAUCAGGCUGCGCCAUCUGAACCUCUCCCAUAACCAGUUGUCUUCCCUUCCCCCAGAGGUAGGUAUUCUGCAGUGCCUCCAACACCUCUCCCUUGCCUCCAACUCCCUCAGCUCACUUCCAGAUGAACUGUUCUCUUGCAAGCACCUGAAAAGACUUGUCCUGGCGGACAAUAGCCUGGCCUCCCUUUCUCCUCUUGUGUCCGGCCUGGGCCAGCUGGUGCACCUGGAACUCCAAGGCAAUCGGCUUCAAUUCCUGCCCCGUGAAAUAGGGGACUGCUGUCUGCUGAAGCUCAGUGGGUUGGUAGUGGAGGACAGACUCCUUGACCUGUUGCCAUCUGACAUCAGGAAUCGGAUGAGUGACACUUAAAGCAAAAACAUCCAAAAAGAUUUUAUAUUGAAGUAGGACGACACUUUGUCUGUUGGCCCUGCAAAUGUCUGUAUAUUUAUCAGGUUCUAUAAACUUGCCUCUCAAUAUUUGUGUUAGCAGCAGUUUGGGUACCUAUUUCAGUCAUAUUUUUCUCUUUUUUUUUAUGUGUGUCGAGACACAAUAUCCCAAAAACUUACACUACUGAAAAACUGGUAUUUGUUGUCUGAUAAGGACGUAUUUUGUCAGUGAGGCCUACAUGUGAGGUGUAUCUAAACAAAUUGUACUGAUGUGCCCUUUUCACCUGAAUUGGAUUUGUUGUGAUUCAUCAUCUAAACAUCAUCUAAACCACUUCAGGGAAAUUGGUGAAUUCUCCAUCUACCUGAGAUUUGUCUUAAGAGCUUAAGUUCUUGCCAUAAAGGAGUUGGAGAACUGAAUUCUUGCUUGACCCUAGAGGUUCCAAACCUCUCUACUGCAUGACAAUGACAGGAUAAAUUACUAAGAAUUUUGGCAUGUGUUCAGACCAUUGCUUCUCGUGGAUUUUUUUUUCAUAUAGUGAAUGAACCUUAAUUGUACCAGUUUCACUAGAUUGUGUCGAGCUCAAAACUUUAAGGGUUGAUGAUCUUGAAUGUAUAUUGAUGGCUUGGUUAACUUGACUCGAAUUAGCAAGCGCCCUCUUACCAUCCAAACUCAAAACAGGAAAAAGGUGAUUCACGCUAUUAGCUGUUACAAAUAUUCUAUAGCUAUGUCUCUACAUUCUGUCAGACUUUGUUUUUCAGGUUUUGCGGGUAUUUGUGAGCGCAUAUACUGUAAGAUAAAACGUUACCACUCCAAUGGACUUUGUAACGAGCUUGUCUCCUCCGGGCAGAGAGCAGCCAAUCCUGUUGCGACUGGCUGAGCUAACGUGCGGAGCCGUGUUCUGACUGGCUUCUCCGCCGCGGGCACCUCAGCUGAGGCUGAGACGUUCCUUCCCACGACAUUCCGUCUCCCGAAAAACACCAAACACUAACCUAAAUUCUUGUGGAAAUGACCUCUGCCCAAGGUUAGCAGUCACCGCCCGGAGGAGAAUUCCAGAAGUGGGCAGCAUGAUGGUGGAAUUCCAGCUAGAAUUCUGAUUGUGUUCAGCGUGCGUGUGCCGGCAUUCAUUAACACCUACACAGAGCACCGGCCUGCACCAUACAACCCCCUCCCCUCUCUAUCUCCCUCAUAGAUCUUUAGUUUUAACCUUAAGGAAUGAUCCAGACAACAGAUCUUUUUGUGUAUCUUUUCUACACUUUUCUAUAUUGUAGUGGCCCCGCUCUGAAUGACUCAAAGUACAAACCUUAUUUACUAUAGUGUUUUUAAAUGUAAAUUAUAAGUUGAGUAGCCAAGGGUGACCUGAAGAGCUCAUGGUUAUGUAUGACAUUUCCCAUCUAUACAGCCAUUGGCUUUGGAAACGCAAUUUGCUAGCAAUAUAAGUUAGUGUUUAGUGUGUAUUAGAAUAAUUCAAGCUGAUUAUAUGCGGUGAUACAACUGGUUUCAUAUCGUUUAUUUCCCAACACUAUUUAUCCAGCUGCAUUAUAAAAACUAAUGCAAACAUUGACGAAAUACUGCAGGAGGUGUUUCUAAGAAAUGUCCAGUUGGGUAAUAUUAAUGGCAGUUAUUGACUUGUUUACAGAAAUGCAGAAAGUCCAGUAUGAUAAGCUACCAGCAACUAUAUGUACAUCCUGAUGCCAACAGUUAGUAUAUUUACAAAGUGUUUGUAAAAAAAAUGUAUUAUUCAUCCUUUCUGUAAAUCCGUAAAUCCAUUUUAAAGCUUUUUCAAAAUAGUCUGUCAGUAGGAGAUAUGCCAUAUCAGUAAAAACAGAAAUUUAAGUAUGAAGGACUCAUCAUUCCACGUUAAUUGACUGGGUAAGUAGCCUUAUCGAGAUGAGAGGGGAAGACAUUAACGUGCUGUUUGUCAGCAGUGCUUUCUUCCUUGUCAUUUCCCUUUAUUGCAGGCCCUGGUAUAAGUAGAGAACCAAUGAGGUCGCUCAGUUUUACUCUCCCCACUUUCCUGUCACCUACGCGUCAUGAAUUUACAUGUAUGUGGUUUAAGCUGCAGAAUAACUCAGGCCGUAUCCUCCACAGAGGUCAUUUCCAGAAGAAUUCUGUCUCUGCUUGUUGCUGACCAGGGCCUCCCUGAAAGCGCAUUAUUUGUAAAGGAUGUAAUAAAUAGUGGGUAUUUCCACGACGCCACAUCAAUACUCAUUUCCACAAAGAAGAAAUCCUUGUAAAAAGCAGAGAAAAUUACAGGUUUGCAGUAAUUCGGGGGGGUCUGAGGUCAUUCACAACUGCAAAUUUUUAUUUUGGCAAAAAUAAAACCUCAGGCUAUGGA